This is a messenger RNA of Vicia faba (fava bean), 1368 nucleotides long. Lineage: Eukaryota; Viridiplantae; Streptophyta; Magnoliopsida; Fabales; Fabaceae. The record is from the annotation of a GenBank genome assembly.
AUGGUAAGCAUUACAGCUUCUUAUACUGUGAUUCCACGAGAAUCAACUCCACAAGGUUUUUUAUGGCUUUCUGAUUUAGAUCAAGUCGCACGUUUCCGCCACACACCAACUAUAUACAUUUACAAACCAAAACAGAACCCAGAAAAUGCCAUUGAAACCUUGAAAAACUCUCUCUCCAGAAUUCUAGUUUACUACUAUCCUAUGGCUGGUAGAUUGUUUUACACGGAAGGUGGUAGAUUAGAAUUGAAUCUGAAUGCAAAAGGUGCUAUUUUGCUUGAAGCUGAAAGCAAUAAAAGCAUUCAUGAUUAUGGUGACUUUUCACCUUCAGACUCAACCAGAGAGCUUGCUCCAUUAUUCGAUUAUAAUGGAGUGAUUGAAGAAAUUCCAUUAUUUGCUGUGCAGCUGACAAGGUUCAAAAACAAUGAAGGCUUUGCAAUUGGAGUUUCUUUUUCGCAUAUCUUAUCAGAUGGACUUGGAGCCAUUAGAAUGAUGAACUCAUGGGCCAAAAUAGCUAGAGGAGAAACACUUGAAGAUAAUGAGUUACCCUUUUUUGAUAGAACAUUACUCAAGUUCUCACACACCCCAUUGGCACCGCGUUUUGAACACAUGGAGUUAAAGCCUCUUCCACUCAUUCUAGGAAGACAAGACGCAAAUGAAGAAGGAGAGAAAAAAACUUCAGCAACAUUGUUGAGACUGUCACCAGAACAAGUUGAUAAGCUGAAGAAAAAAGCUAAUGGAAAUGGAAAUGAAAAUGAUAUUCUGGCAAUGAAGAAUAAAGGGUCAAGGGGUUUUAGUAGAUAUGAAGUAAUUAGUGCACAUAUAUGGAAAAGUGCAUCUAGGGCACGUGAGCUUGAAGAGAAUCAAGAGAGUGUUGUUAGAUUCAUUGUAGAAAUCAGAAAUAGAAUAAUUCCAAAUCUUCCUGAGAAUUAUUUUGGGAAUGCUUUGAUUCAAACAGCUACAAAAGGAUUGAUUGGAGAAAUCAGAUCAAAGCCUUUGGGUUAUGUAGCACAGAAGAUAAGGGAAGCAGCUGAGAUUGUAACAGAUGAAUUAAUAAGGUCACAGAUUGAUGUUAUUAGGGGAUUUCAACAUUUGGAUGAUGCAAGGGCUUUGUAUUUAGGUGAUGAAGGUAAGAAUAUUCCAUUUUUGGGGAACCCUAAUUUUCGUAUAAAUAGUUGGAUGAGUAUGCCUCUUUAUGAAGCUGAUUUUGGAUGGGGAAAGCCUGCUUACUUUGGAAUAGCUCGUUUGUAUCCACAUGAUAGGGCAUUCAUUCUUCUCACUCCUGAUGGAGAUGGAUCUAUUCUUGUGUGUUUGCAUUUUCAGAUUGCACAUUUGGAGCUUUUCAAAAAGUUCUUUUAUGAGGACAUUUGA